Salvia splendens (bonfire salvia) is the source of this 1358-nucleotide messenger RNA. RefSeq lists its product as uncharacterized. Lineage: Eukaryota; Viridiplantae; Streptophyta; Magnoliopsida; Lamiales; Lamiaceae. Bases 477 to 1256 code for a protein of 259 amino acids. The transcript has 2 exons. Gene Ontology annotation, cellular component: plasma membrane. Gene Ontology annotation, biological process: defense response to other organism. The record is from RefSeq and is a predicted model, not a curated record.
GAAAAUUAGUAUGAGCUUUCAUAUUGUAUAAUCAAUCUAGUCCAUCCAAACUUGCUUUUAAUAUAGGAAUAAUGAAAUCCAUCCAAAACUUCAGAAUUGAAAUAUAGUAUAUAUUUAUAAAUCCAAACAGAUUUAACUAAAUUACUGUGAUUGACAGCAUAUAUAGUGCAAAGCCAAUAAUAGUAGUUCAGUUGAAAAGUAGAAGACAAACGGUGGACCACAAUCCAAAAAUGUUUUUCACCAUAAAAAUUCACUUAAAAUUCGGAGUCAUUUUGUUCAUUGGUAUACAAGACUAAAACUAACAUAUGUUUGAGAUUGAGAUUGUGAUUGUGAGAUGAUAAGAAAUAAUCAACUACAUCUACCAGUAUAGUUGUAGCAAGUGAAGGAUAAAUUUGAAUUUAAUUAGUGAAGUAGUAUACCAUUUAAUCUGAAUUUGAAUCUGAAUUUGAAUCUGAAUUUGUUGGUGUAAUUAUGCAAUGGCAGCUCCAACUACGAAGAGCUUCAGCCGGCGCGUUUCCUUCAACGAGGAAACGAUUCUGCCGCCGAAGGAGCGGCGCUGCGAAUACAGCGCCUCCGACAUGGAAAAGCGAGCCUCCGCCGGCCGCGGCUGCCGCUUCUGCGGCCGGAUCUGCACCCCCUGCUACUUCUGCAGAUUCGCCUGCGGCCUAUUACUCCUCUUCCUCGUAAUCAUCCUCUUCACCGGCCUAAUUUACAGCCUCCUAUUCCGAUGGGAAAUGCCGGAGGUGUGGAUCCAGCGGAUCCACGUGGAUCUCGUCGCUGCGAAUCCCACGGAGGAUCUGACCGUCCUCCUCAACGCCACGAACGGCGGGAAGAGGACGCAGCUGAUGUACAGCAAGCUGAUCGCGUCGGUGGAGGCGAGCGGCGUUCGGUUCGGCGUCGUGAGGCUGGCGGAAUUUCAGCAGGCGCCGAGGAAUUCGACGGCGGUGGAGGUGGCGGUGGUGAUGGAGGACCCGGCGGCGGCGAGGCGGGAUCUGUGGAGCAAAUCGGAGGCGCACGCGCUGGUGGUGGAUGUGUACGUGAAAGGGCGGAUCGAUGCGAUCCACAGAGGGAAUAAGAUGCAGGGUUUUAUGUUCCAAAUCGAGUGCCGGAACGUCAAGCAGUCGGAAAUUGACGCCGGCCGUCCAUUCCGCUGCAAAAAUCAGUUGUAUGGAAGCAACCACGGGGAAAAUCAAGUGUCAAGAACUCCAGCAUUUGAGUGCUACGUUGGAACUCAAGUUGAUCCGUUAUGUGUUUAGAGCUUGUUCUUUGACAAGGAUCAACCAUGUCUUAGUUGGUAAGACUUGAAUGUGUUUGUAAAAUGUAAUUCAAGAGAAAAAAUAACUUGCUUAUUGAUCAUA